AAAACUAUAUAUAAUAAUAAUACUGAAAAUUGUUUGGCAAUUAUGAUGCCAUACGAUAGGCGCCGGCGUCUACUGAGUGCCGGUUCACUCUAUCUGGACGUCGAUAAAGAUCUUAAGGAAACUUUCGAAGAGCUAACCAAAGAUGAAAAUAUUGGCGCAGAUCUUGAGUGGCGACUGAAACCACUGAGAGCUGAGUUCAAGUCCAAAGGCAAUGAUGUCUUGUUCAGGAAGUAUGAAUCACGACUACAGCACCGGCUGUUUAGUGUACUACUGAUGCUUAAUGUUGUCAUCAAUUUUAUGGACACUUUCUGGUAUUUUUAUUUUAAGACCGACUUUAUAUUUCCAUACCCGGCAAUGUUGCGACUAUCGGCACUGAUAGUCUACGUAUCGUUCCUCAUCAUUGCCCAUCACAAUGAAAAAUGGUUGCGCACACCGUUUGCCCGUAUCGUUGCGGCCAUAACCGUACUGAUGGCCAUGAUUUAUGCCGAAUACGGCGGUUUCCUAUUUACAUUGACCGGCGAUCGUUCAACAUUCAAAUGGAAACGUUUGAGGCCAGUCUACUAUCUGAUCAUAUGCAACGAACUACUACUACCGUUCCCCUCACGUAUCUAUUCAAUAGUGGCCACUGCGUUGAUCAUCGGUAUCGAAAUGGCUGUCACUUUGGUUUGGCCACAUAUGUCCGAUACUAAUUGUAAACUAUUGACACCGCAUAUGCUGAACUCAACAGUGGCCACUUUCGGCGACUAUUACGAUGACUAUAAAUAUCUGGUAUCCGACCUGUUUUUCUACGGUUGUGCCGCAUGUGUGGCCUACUAUGUGGCCAAUUUGUUGGAGAUUGUCAAUCGGCGGGCAUUUCUCGAUCAUCGCCGUUGUGUUGAAUCCAAGUUCAAGUUGAACAUCGAAAAGGAUCAACAGGAAGGCCUAUUGGGGUCAUGUCUACCCCAGCAUCUGAUGCAAAAAGUCAAACGCGAUAUCAAAUCCAAAUACGUCCAACUGAUGGCCACUACCGACACAAACGGUGACAAUAGUAAAAACCAAUCGUUUUCCCGGCCGUUCAACGAGCUGUAUGUCGAAAAGUUUACGGAUGUGACCAUUUUGUACGCCGAUAUUGUCAACUCUAUGCUAUUGACCGAAUCGCUUGAAUCGCCGCAGGCAUUGGUCGAAACACUCAACGAAUUGUUUACCCGAUUUGAUAAUAGAGCCGAAGCUAAUAAUUGUCUGAGAAUUAAAUUGUUAGGCGAUUGCUAUUAUUGUGUGAGUGGUAUACCUGAAUACGAUCCAAAUCAUGCGCUCAAUUGUAUUAAUAUGGGUAUUGAAAUGAUUGAAAUUAUUAAAAGUAUAAAAGAUGAAUAUCAAGUGGACGUCAAUAUGAGGAUCGGUGUACAUACCGGUACCGUACUAUCCGGGCUGAUUGGACUGAAAAAAUGGCAAUACGAUAUCUGGUCGGCCGAUACUAUGAAAGCCGCGCACAUGGAGCACGAUGGUAAGGCCGGUUAUGUACACAUAACCAAAACAACACUGGAUCUGGUACCCAGACAUUUAAGAUCCGAGUUUAUUAUAUCAGAAUAUAAUGUAAACCCGGAUGAGACAACAUAUUUGAUACGUAAAUCAAAAAUACAUUUAUCGGCCGCAAAAUAUGUCAAACAAUAUUCACGUACCGAAAGUAAAACUGUCGAUAAAGUUAAGUAUCAUAGAAAUUCAUCAUUAUCAUCCAGAUCAUCCUCAUAUAUUGGUUCAACAAACCUGUCCCGCAGGAGGACUGUCCUCGAGUUAGGCAAUGAAUACAGUUUAGAGCAAUUUCGCAAAAUGUUAAACUUUGCCACCGAUACCAUGUCUAAUGCAAUCGAUAAGAUGCCACUUAACUUGAGAAGACAAUACGAUAUAUCGCAUCCGUCUCUGGAAAUUAAUCCACAUUUACUACACUUUAUACCGAAAAAACAGCAAACAAUGAAAGAUUUGGGCAAAAAUCCUGUCAAACAUAUCCAUACAGUGGAUAAACCAAAUGAAUUGAAAUAUUUGACCGAAAAUGACCAAAUGUUUCCGAUUUAUUUGUACUGUUCGGCGAUAAUAAGUGUGGCCAUUAUGGUCAUCCGUUUUUUGACACUAUAUGAUGAACAUACCGAUUGGCUAGAGUUUUGGUAUACUAAUGGCAGUAUUGUCUUCUACUUUACCAUUGCUAUCAUCAGUUGUUCAUUGUUUAUCAUUCACUAUAGAAAACAUGAGAUUCCCUACUAUUACAGAGUAUUAAUCUGGUUUUCGAUAACAUUUUCAUUGAUAUUGAUUGCAUCACUGGAACAGAUCCAGUGUCCGGUCAGCGAUCGGGUUAAGACUCAAGAGGAACGUAUUGAAGACAUCGAUCGACAUAACAAUAGUCACGAAUGUCUUUAUAAAUGGAGCCGUUACUAUACCUAUUCAACAGUAUUGGCCAUAACAUCCAUAUCGAUGUUCAUCCGUAUAACUCUAUGGCUGAAAUUCAUAUUGAGCACAGUUAGCCUGGUAUUGGUCAACGCCCUGACCCAACAUCAUCGAUGUUCAGUAUUCCUGAAAAUCGACACAUUCUAUAAUAAACAGGAUGUCCAGGAACUGGAGUUUUUCAGUCCUCGAUUAGCUCACAUGCAGUACCUGUUUGUUGUCUAUCUAAUGUUUUACAUAAUUGACCGACAAAUCGAGUAUAUCCUCCGAUUGGACUUUCUAUGGUCAGCCAAACUCAAACGGGAACGACACGAAGCAAAAGUUACCCGCGAUAUCAACCAGUUAUUAUUGAAAAAUAUUCUGCCCAUACAUGUAGCGGAACGGUAUCUGUUGAAUACACCCGAUGCCAUCACUGUCGAUGAUCUAUACUACGAGGCCUAUAGUUCAAUAGCGGUAAUGUUUGCGGCUAUACCUAACUUUUUUAUCAAUGAGUCCGAUACCGAUGCCGAUGACGGUCUGAAAAUAUUGGGAAUUUUAAAUGAGAUUAUCUGUGAAUUUGAUCGGUUAUUGGCUGUACCGACGUUUAGUCAUAAAAUUGAAAAAAUCAAAACAAUUGGCAGCACUUAUAUGGCCGCUUCGGGACUGAAACCAGGUAGAGGUUCAGUAGAUAGUGUUAUCAGUGUUGAGGAACAGUUAGAAAAUCUUUAUGUAUUGAUCCGAUUUGCUAUGGCUAUGAUGAAGACAUUGAGAAAAUUUAAUAACCGUAUGAAAGAGUCGGAUGAACUGCACAGGGAUUUUCAAUUGAGAAUCGGUAUAGCAAUGGGACCGGUCAUUGCUGGAGUUGUCGGUUCAGUUAAGCCACAGUACGAUAUAUGGGGCGACACAGUGAACGUCGCCAGCCGUAUGGACACCAAUGGAUUGCCCGAUAAGAUUCACACUACCGAAGAAGUGGCCAAAAUUCUUAUUGCAUUUGAAUCGGAUUUUCGGCCCAAAUGCAGGGGAACUAUGAUUAUCAAAGGCAAGGGUCGGCUAACCACUUAUCUCAUUGAUGGCCAUCAACGGGACGACAAUAUUGUACAAGAAAUAUACGGAUUGAUCUGA
This is a messenger RNA of Oppia nitens, 3513 nucleotides long. Its product is annotated as adenylate cyclase type 2-like. NCBI's taxonomy places the organism in Eukaryota, Metazoa, Arthropoda, Arachnida, Sarcoptiformes, Oppiidae. The coding region runs from base 43 to 3513 and encodes 1156 amino acids. Gene Ontology annotation, molecular function: adenylate cyclase activity. The transcript is spliced from 14 exons. The record is from RefSeq and is a predicted model, not a curated record. Gene Ontology annotation, biological process: adenylate cyclase-inhibiting G protein-coupled receptor signaling pathway; adenylate cyclase-activating G protein-coupled receptor signaling pathway; cAMP biosynthetic process.